Andrographis paniculata is the source of this 1962-nucleotide messenger RNA. RefSeq names its product probable protein kinase At2g41970. The transcript has 9 exons. The record is from RefSeq and is a predicted model, not a curated record. Bases 194 to 1312 code for a protein of 372 amino acids. Gene Ontology annotation, molecular function: ATP binding; protein tyrosine kinase activity. NCBI's taxonomy places the organism in Eukaryota, Viridiplantae, Streptophyta, Magnoliopsida, Lamiales, Acanthaceae. Gene Ontology annotation, biological process: protein phosphorylation.
AUACCAAAUUACGAACAUCCAUCCAUCCAUCCAUCCCUUCCCACUUUAUUAUUAUCAUUUUAAUUAUUUCUUUUUCAGCACCAGCAAAGGCUUCCUUCCUCCUCCAUCUCCUCCCUGUCUGCCUGUCUCUGCCAAUUCUCCGACCGCCUCCCUCUCUACAGGUAGGUGUGCCUGAAAUUAUUUAAAUCAGACAAUGUCCUGCUGUGGAGGAGGAGAAGAGGAACCAUAUGCCGGUCCACCUGCAAACCAGAACGCCGGUCCACCUAGAGGCGCUGCUGGUAAUGCAUUUCCCGGCGGCAAUUCCGCAGGCAGUCAAAGAGGAGGAGAGCCAAGAGCCUCUGCAAGAAACGGUGCUCCCCAGAAAGUAUUGCCUAUCGAGAUACCAGCUCUGUCAUUGGAUGAGCUGAACAGAUUGACAGACAACUUCGGGCCCAAGUCUCUGAUUGGAGAGGGCUCUUACGGCCGCGUGCAUUAUGCCAAAAUGGACGAUGGCCAGGAAGUGGCACUCAAGAAGCUCGACAACAGUUCAGCACCAGAUGGAGACUCUGCAGACUUUGCAGCUCAGCUCUCAACGGUCUCGAGGCUUAAGCACGAACAUUUUGUGGGGAUGCUCGGCUACUGCCUAGAGCCAGACAACAAAAUCUUGGCAUUCGAGUAUGCCACAAUGGGUUCCUUACACGAUGUGUUGCACGGAAGGAAAGGGGUGCAAGGGGCAGAACCUGGUCCGGUCCUGACGUGGAGCCAACGAGUGAAGAUUGCUUAUGGAGCUGCAAAGGGAAUCGAAUAUCUACAUGAGAAAUGUCAGCCUCCAAUUGUGCACCGUGAUAUCCGAUCCAGCAAUGUUCUUCUUUUCGAUGAUUUUGUAGCCAAGAUUGCCGAUUUCAGCUUGACAAACCAGGGCUCGGACACUGCAGCUCGCCUGCACUCCACUCGAGUCCUCGGAACUUUCGGCUACCAUGCUCCAGAAUAUGCAAUGACAGGACAGAUAACACAGAAGAGCGACGUGUACAGCUUUGGUGUGGUUCUUCUAGAACUUCUGACAGGCAGAAAACCAGUAGACCAUACCAUGCCCAAGGGCCAACAAAGUCUGGUCACCUGGGCAACUCCAAGAUUGAGUGAGGAUAAAGUGAAGCAAUGUGUGGAUCCCAAACUAAACAAUGAUUACCCCCCCAAGGCCGUUGCCAAGCUGGCAGCAGUUGCGGCAUUGUGCGUGCAAUACGAAGCAGACUUCCGGCCGAACAUGACGAUCGUGGUCAAGGCAUUGCAACCACUUCUCAACUCCAAACCAGGUGGCACUGAACCAAAUGCAUAAAUAAUAGUAACAAUAUGACUUGACUACUUGUUUGGCAUAAUUGUCAAGGCAAUGAUCUGUUUUUGGGUACAAAAUCAUUCCAAUGAAAGAGAUUUCCAUGUUCUUGCUGUCAAACCCUUCUUCUUGUCCUCUUUUUGGGACUAAUUAGAUGAUGAUGAUGAUAAUGAUAAUGAUAUUUUGAUGGUGAUAUAUAGUUGAUUUGUUAAUAUUGAAAACUUCUUGUUGCUCUCUCUUAGCCCUUUAGUCACGCAGAAGAUUGAUUGAUUGCAACUUAAUCAAAGAUAGUUUGAUUAUUCAUAAAUGGAUGGAAUAGCAAACAAGGCAGCAAGAACAAUUCUUGUCUUCGCCACAGUACUAUGACAGCACACAAUUAUGUUAAUAUAGUAUAAAUACAAUAUAUAUAACUAACAACGCAGGACAACAACAAUUAUAUAAGGACAUACGGAUACAUCAUACAAAGAUAGCACGUGAAUGUCCUGUAAGGGAUGACCUAGUGGUGUGGAGGUGGACUUAUGACGGUGAAGCCAUGGGUUCAGACCCCCAACGUCUUCAAAUCAUCUGCCACACAUGUCGAGCUUGGUUUGCAGGGUAUUAAGUUCAGCCGAAAUUUACUCAGUGCGCACUUUCGAAUAGUAGCUGCGGGUUCCAAA